Messenger RNA from Chilo suppressalis (striped riceborer), 13654 nucleotides. Lineage: Eukaryota; Metazoa; Arthropoda; Insecta; Lepidoptera; Crambidae. The record is from the annotation of a GenBank genome assembly.
AUCUAUUUUAGUAAAGGCAGCCUGAAGGCUCGUUACAAAGGAGACAUCGGACCAUAAUGGCUUAGGUACUGUCGAGACUUGCGUGACUUGCCGUUUGCCAGGCUCUGCUUUCCCAGCCCCAAUCAAAGGCGGCCCAGCGGUCUGAACAGUAGGGCCUCUCAACAAACCGAAUAUUCUUUCAAAAAUGGAAAAGACUUAGCUGAAAAUGGAUCAAUCAGGAUCCUCCUCCUCGAAUCAGGACCCACGCUUUGAGUUCAUAGGAACGUACACAGUAAAAUCCUUGAAAUUGAAACCUGAAAAAUGGCUGAGGGUUCUGGGUUCGGAGGAGUACAGGACCACCCUGAGAGACUUUGUGGACAAACCGCUGCCAUUUCUUUUGGUGGUGGUUUUGACCCACGCCAACCAACUUAUGCCGGUGGUGUCAUUUCCGUGCUAUCUGAAGAACAAAGCGGUCUACUUCGUGAAGAAGAAGCCAGAUGUUGUUCCAAAGGAGAAUUGUGUUGAGAUGCUAAUAUUUGGUGACUUAGCGCCGAGACUGAUAGAUGAACUAGCAUCAUUGGUAGACGAAGUAUUUGUUCCAUUGCUGUCUAACCCGUUGAACCAUGAAGGAUGGCCCCUAGUGGUCUCGCAAGAUAUUCUGAAGCAGAUCCACAAUCUGAAGAGCACUGUUUAUGAGGUAAAAGGCAAAGUAAAUGGCCAGACUGUUCUCCCGAUGCCAGUGGGGGUGGAGUUGGUGCACGACGCAGAGAAACAGGUGCAGAAGGGUGUGGACGUGGAUCUUUACUUGAAGAGCGCCAUCGAGGGAGUAGUCAUCAAGUGGGCGCAGCAGAUCAAUGACGUCAUGAUGGAGGACUCUGCGCAGGCAUUUGAAAACGGCCAGAACCCGUCACCGACUGUUGAGUUGACAUUCUGGCGAUCCAGACUCAGCAACCUGAACUAUAUUUAUGACCAACUGCGCACCGAACGCGUGCGAUGCAUGGCUGUCAUUCUGGAGAAGACCACAUCAGCGUAUUAUCCUUGCUUCAGCCGAUUGUUCAAGAAUAUUGUGUCAGCUUUGGCUGAGGCACGAGAAAUAGACUUGUAUUUGCACACAUUGGAGAGACACUUUCAAGUAUUGGAAGACACCGAUUUCACCGAAUGUCAGGCUUUAUUUCGACCCCUGUUUCACGUCAUUUGUAUGAUUUGGCGGGAUUCGAAGUACUACUGCAGUUCCUCCAAGCUGAUGGUUCUUUUGAAACAAAUCUCUAAUCUGUUAAUUUAUCAGGCAAAAAAAUGCUUAGAUCCGAGUACGCUAUUUCACAGCGAUAUUGACGAAGCCACUCAGCGCAUCCAAGAAACGAUAGACAUAUUGAAAAAUUUCCAAAGUACCUUUGGGUACUUCAAGGACAAUUUGCACAAAUAUUUCGUUGAUAGAAGAGUGGUACCAUGGACUUUUCAUCCGAACGUGGUCUUCGAGAGGUUGAACAAGUUUCUCGAGAGACUAGAUACAAUCCAGUGGUUCUUCAAAACAGUAUUAGAGUUCCAGAAACUGGAAAAAAUUGAAGUCGGCGGCAUGAAGGGACGUGUUUUGAGUUUACAAAUUCGAGAUAUAUCUGCCGAGUUUGAAGCGUUCUUUCAUAGUUUUGCAUCCAAGUCUUACGAUGUCUUAGAACCCGAUGAUGAAACAUUUAAUGCCGAUUUUAAGGACUUUCAAAACAAUAUCGUCGAUUUAGAUUUGAAAUUAUCAACGGUCUUAGUCGAGUCAUUUGAUAACUGCCCGACAUUAGAGGACAUUUUCAAGCUUAUCGAUAUAGUGGGAUCUGUUCUGGAUCGACCACUAAUAAAAAAUGAAUUCACUGCCAAAUAUGUCGAAAUACUUGUGAUGUUGGAAAAAGAAAUUGUUAUAUGCGAAGAGUUAUUCACCGAACAGACACAACGCCUUCACAAGUAUGGCAUCAUGGAGAUAGACGCAUUCCUUCCUCCUGUCGCAGGAGGACUCCUGUUCAUGACCACGCUGGCUGCGAGGAUAACCAAGCCCGUAGCCAGCUUUCGCAAUUUGCCGCACCCGAUAAAGGGUUCGGAAGAAGCGAUGAGGCUUUUCAAAAGGUACGAUAAACUUAUUGAAGAUAUAAACGAAUUUAAAAAGAAUUAUUUCAAUGAUUGGACUUUUAAUAUUCCAAAAAUAAUUGAAAGUAAAACUAAGAACUCUAUAAUAGCGCGGCAAGGUUCAGAUCUUGUUUUAAAUUUCAGUCCAAUGAUUCUAGAUAUAUUAAAAGAAGUUCACCAUUUACGAAAUAAUCCUGAUGUACAAGAAAGUCUACCAAAAGAAAGUCUAGUGUUAUUUGAAAAACAAGAAACUUACAGGCAAUAUAGAAUUAACUUAGGCAUCACAAUCGAUUGGUAUAACCAAAUUAGAAGAAAUAGCCAAAAAGUUGAAUUUGAUCUUGUAGAGGAUGAAAUAAAGGCCAUCGAUCAAAGAAUAGCGUUAGCUCAAAAUGAAUUAAAUUGGAAUUCUGAAGAUUUAUGGACACAGUUGCAAGAACUACACACACUAGUUGGAAAUUUGUUUGAACGAAUGUCAAAAAUUCAAGAGAAUUUGAGGGAAAUAAAGACUGUAAUGAAAGAAUGGGCUAGUUUGCCUUUGUUUGAAAGAAAAGAAGGGAAAAAGGAUACCCUUUUAAAUUUGGAGGAUCGAACAGAGAAAAAGAGUCACCGUUACACUGCAAUUAAAUGUUCAGCAGAACGCAUAGAGACAUUACUAAAAGAGAAUAUGGAACUAUUUAACAUGCAAGAAAAUCAAGACAGUGAAAUUUGGAGAAAUUAUGUUUCUUUCAUUGACAAUUUGAUGGAAGAAUCUUUAUUUAAGUGUAUUGCUUGCAGCUUGGGUUAUAUAGCAGAACAUAUGAAUCCUAAAAAUAAUUUAGCACCACUAUUUCAAGCUCAGUUAGAAUUACUUGAGCCAGAUAUGGUAUUUUUUCCAUCAUUGGAUCCAAACAAUGAAAAAGGAUUUACAGCAUUAAUAAUAGGAAUCAUUGAUGAUAUAUUGAUGAUGUCUAGGUUGAUCAACAGAAUAGAUACAAAUAAAACAGAAACCUAUGAAGAAGAUGUAAUAAAAAGUGAGGAUAUCAUUGAAAUGAGAGAAGAAAUCUUAAAAGGAAUAGAAAAGGUUAUAGAAGAUGCAAAUGAAUUUUGCAAAACUUUUGAAAACUAUGCAUAUCUGUGGCUCGAAGAAAGAGAUGCUAUAAUGGAAAUAUUUCUUACUUACGGAAGGAUACUGCAGCCUGAAGAAAUAGACAGAAUUGGAUCAGAGGAUAACGACCUACCAGCCCCAGUACAAUGUCCUCCGAAAAUGGAAGCAUUUAGGGAACAGAUAGAUCAUUUUGAGAAUCUUUUCAUAGAGAUUGAAGAUAUGGAUCCAUUUAAGGUGUUUAAUUGCUGGUUUCAGGUGGACGUUAGACCCUUUCUUCAGGCAUUGCUCAACACUGUGAGAAAAUGGGGAAACAUGUACAAAGAGCAUUUAGUAGAAAAUGUAACAACGAGUCUUAGCGAUUUGGCUGACUUUAUACGUAAAGCAGAUGAAGGUUUGAUGCAACCUGUACCAGAAGGGGAUUAUGGGGCUUUAAUUAAUGUAAUGGGAUAUUUGAUGAAUGUCAAAGAACGUACAUUGACUACUGACGAGAUGUUUCAACCUCUUACUGAAACUAUUGAACUAUUAAAGUUUUACGAUAUGGAUAUACCAGAGGAAGUUAAUGUUUUGCUUCAGGAGUUACCUGAACAAUGGCAAGCCACAAAGAAACUAGCUGUAACAGUUAAACAACAAGUAGCACCACUACAAGCGGCUGAAGUCAGUGGCAUUAGGAAAAAAAUUGCUACAUUCGACGCUCAUGUCACAUACUAUAGAGAAGUGUUUAAAAGAUAUGAGUUCUUUAAAUACGAAUGUGAGAAUCCAUACGAGGUCAUGACAAGAGUAGACCGUGAGAUGAUGUUUUUAGAAGAGGAAAUGAAAAAUAUACAAGAGUCGGGGUCAUUAUUUGAAGUGAACGUACCAGAAUUUAAAUUAUUAAAGCAGUGUAGGAAAGAGCUGAGAAUGUUGAAGCAACUCUGGGACUAUGUCUACAUAGUAAGAACAAGCAUUGAAGAUUGGAAGACUACCCCAUGGCGUAAGAUAGAUGUUGAAAAUAUGGACAUAGAGUGUAAGAAAUUUGCUAAAGAAAUUCGAUUGCUUGAUAAGGAAAUGAGAAGCUGGGAUACUUACAUCAGCUUGGAAGCAACAGUAAAAAAUAUGCUGACGUCACUAAGAGCAGUCGGUGAGCUUCAGAAUCCAGCAAUUAGGGAACGGCAUUGGGAUCAAUUAAUGAGAUCUACAAAGAGUUUAGCUGCAUUGCCACCUGAAGUCACUGUUAGGAUCGUGAUGGAUCUUAACACCACUCUGGCUGACUUAUUAGCACUUAACUUACACGAAUGUGAAGAAGAAGUAAAGAACAUAGUAGAUAAAGCUGUUAAAGAAAUGUCUAUGGAGAAAAUCCUCAAAGAUCUUGAUACUACAUGGAAAGGACUCGAAUUCGAGCAAGAAAUACAUUCGAGAACUGGCUGUGUUUUACUGCGAGCUAGCGAAGAGCUCAUAGAAACUUUGGAAGAAAAUCAGGUUCAACUACAAAAUCUAAUAACAUCCAAGUUUAUAGCGCAUUUCCUAGAAGAGGUUUCUGCUUGGCAACAGAAGCUAUCUAUAGCGGAUCAGGUGAUCACCGUAUGGUUUGAGGUGCAACGUACUUGGACACACCUGGAGAGUAUCUUUAUGAGUUCAGAAGAUAUCAGGAAACAGUUGCCUGAAGACUCGGCAAGAUUUGAUAGAAUUGAUUCGGCUUUUAAGAUUCUAUCAACGGAAAUGUCGAAAACACCAAAUGUUGUAAAAGGGACUAAUAAGGAUGGCUUGAUUGAAAAGUUGGACUCUUUACAAAAGGAUUUGAUCAUUUGUGAGAAAGCAUUGGCAGAAUAUCUAGAAACAAAACGUCUAGCAUUCCCCAGAUUCUAUUUUGUGUCAUCAGCAGAUCUACUUGAUAUUCUUUCAAAUGGCAACCAAGCUGAUCUUGUAAUAAGACAUUUAACUAAGUUAUUUGAUUCUAUAGCAAAACUUAAAUUUGCUGAAAGUGAGAAUCCUAAGGAUAAAAUAUCUUUAGGAAUGAUAGCCAAAGAUGGUGAGUAUGUUCCAUUUCAUGGGACAGCUGAUUGCACCGGUGCGGUGGAAAUAUGGCUGAACAGAAUUCAAGAUAUUAUGAGAUCGACUAUUCGCCAAUACUUCGGAGAAGCAAUUGUCUCCUAUGAAGAGAAACCGAGAGAACAAUGGUUGUUUGACUUUAUGGCACAAGUUUCACUAUGCGGUUCACAGAUUUGGUGGACAACUGAAGUCAACAUGGCCUUCUCAAGACUAGAGGAGGGAUAUGAUAAUGCACUCAAAGACUAUUAUAAGAAACAGUUAAAUCAAUUAAGUACGCUUAUAACUCUGUUAAUAGGAGAACUCAGUAAGCAAGAUCGUCAGAAAAUUAUGACGAUUUGUACUAUAGAUGUACACUCAAGAGAUGUAGUCAGUAAAUUGAUUCAAGCGAAGGUUGAAGCCGGAUCCGCAUUUCAAUGGCAGUCACAGCUCAGACACAGAUGGGAUGAGGGAGCGUUUCAUUGUUUCGCUAAUAUUUGCGAUGCUCAAUUCAAAUACAGCUAUGAGUAUUUGGGUAACACUCCCCGGCUAGUUAUUACACCAUUGACAGAUAGGUGCUACAUUACAUUGACUCAGUCUCUGCACUUGAUAAUGGGCGGUGGUCCAGCUGGACCUGCUGGUACUGGCAAAACCGAAACAACAAAAGACUUGGGACGAGCUCUGGGUAUAAUGGUGUAUGUUUUCAAUUGCUCUGAACAAAUGGACUAUCAGUCAUGCGGUAAUAUUUACAAAGGUUUAGCACAAACAGGUGCUUGGGGAUGCUUUGACGAAUUCAAUCGUAUAUCUGUUGAAGUGUUAUCUGUAGUUGCAGUUCAAGUAAAAUCGGUGCAAGAUGCUAUAAGGGAUAAGAAGGAGAAAUUUAAUUUUAUGGGUGAAAUUAUUGUACUGGUGCCUAGUGUCGGAAUUUUCAUAACAAUGAAUCCAGGUUAUGCUGGCAGGACAGAAUUGCCAGAAAAUUUGAAAGCGUUAUUCCGACCCUGCGCGAUGGUCGUACCAGAUUUUGAAUUGAUUUGCGAAAUCAUGUUAGUUGCUGAAGGUUUUCAAGAAGCUAAAAUUUUGGCUAGAAAAUUUAUUACACUUUAUACUUUGUGUAAAGAAUUACUUUCAAAACAAGAUCAUUAUGAUUGGGGAUUGAGAGCAAUUAAAUCAGUACUCGUAGUAGCGGGUUCUUUAAAGCGCGGGGAUCCCGGCAGACCUGAAGAAGAAGUACUUAUGCGGACUCUUCGAGAUUUUAAUAUACCUAAGAUAGUAACUGAUGAUAUGCCGGUAUUCAUGGGAUUGAUUGGUGACUUAUUUCCUGCUUUAGAAGUUCCACGUAAAAGAGAUUUAGAUUUUGAGAAAACUGUAAAACAAGCAGCUAUGGAUUUAUUGCUGCAACCAGAAGACAAUUUUAUUUUAAAAGUGGUUCAGCUGGAGGAACUUUUAGAAGUGCGUCAUUCAGUUUUUAUUGUGGGCAAUGCUGGCACAGGCAAAACCCAAGUAUGGAAGACGCUAUUUAAAACCUAUCAAAAUUUGAGAAAAAAGCCAAUUUACAACGAUUUGAACCCAAAAGCUGUAACUAAUGACGAAUUAUUUGGAAUAAUAAACCCUGCGACUCGUGAAUGGAAAGAUGGACUCUUCUCAGUUAUAAUGAGAGAUCAAGCAAAUCUAGUUGGGGAAAAUCCAAAGUGGAUAAUAUUGGAUGGAGAUAUAGACCCCAUGUGGAUCGAAUCUCUGAAUACAGUAAUGGAUGAUAAUAAAAUAUUAACUCUGGCUAGUAAUGAAAGAAUUGCCUUAACACCGACAAUGAGGCUGAUGUUUGAAAUAUCUAAUCUUCGUACGGCCACUCCAGCCACUGUAUCUAGAGCAGGUAUUUUGUAUAUCAAUGCUCAGGAUUUGGGAUGGAACCCAUACGUUACAAGUUGGAUAGAAACUAGAAAAAUACCAGCAGAGAAGUCAAAUUUGGUGAACCUUUUUGAUAAAUAUAUACCAUCAUGCUUAGAAACAAUUAGAACUAGGUUUAAGAAAAUAACUCCAAUCGCUGAGAUGGCACACAUUCAAAUGUUGUGUCAUUUAUUGAAUUGUCUACUUGUUCCUGAAAACAUACCGCCAGAAUGUCCGAAAGAAUGGUAUGAUAUUUUCUUCGUUUUUGCUUGCGUUUGGGCAUUUGGAUCUGCUAUGUUUCAGGACACUGGUAUAGACUAUAGAGUCGAAUUCACUAAAUGGUGGGUUAAUGAAUUUAAAACUAUUAAAUUUCCACCUGGAGGUACAGUUUUCGAUUUCUACAUAGACCAUGAUUCGAAACAAUUUACACCUUGGACAGAGAAAAUACCCAAAUUUGAGUUGGACUCUGACGUACCGUUACAGGCUGUAUUAGUUCCCACUGCAGAAACAAUAAGAAUUCGAUUCUUUUUGGACUUACUUAUGAAAAAUAAACAUCCUGUAAUGCUUGUUGGAGGAGCUGGAUGCGGUAAAACGGUUUUGGUUAACGAAAAAUUACAAAGUCUUUCCGAAAACUACGCUAUUCAAUCUGUUCCGUUCAAUUUCUACACAUCAUCGGAAAUGUUGCAAAAGAUUUUGGAGAAGCCAUUGGAAAAGAAAGCUGGUCGUAACUAUGGCCCCCCAGGGAAUAAGACCCUAAUUUACUUCAUAGAUGAUAUGAAUAUGCCCGAAGUAGACACAUAUGGAACUGUGCAGCCGCAUACAAUUAUAAGACAACAUUUAGAUUACAAUCAUUGGUAUGAUCGCACAAAAUUAUCCCUGAAAGACAUACAUAAUACUCAAUAUGUUUCAUGUAUGAAUCCAACCUCUGGUAGUUUUACUAUCAAUCCAAGGCUUCAACGACACUUUUGUGUGUUUGCUAUAAGUUUUCCGAAUAACGAAGCUUUAAAUAAUAUUUAUCACUCCAUUUUGAGUCAGCAUUUAAGUAAUCCGGAGCUCAGAAUAAAUCCCAUAAUUUAUAAACUAUCACUUAAUGUUGUUACUGCGACGAUGACACUUCAUAAUAAAGUGUCGCAAGUAUUUCUUCCGACAGCUAUUAAAUUUCAUUACAUUUUCAACCUCAGGGACUUGUCUAAUGUCUUCCAGGGGUUUUUGUUCAGUACAAAUGAAUGUCUGGUUAAUCCAUCGGAUAUUAUUCGUCUUUGGUUACAUGAAACGCAUCGUGUGUACGGUGACAAGCUCACAGAAGAUAAAGAUAUUGACGCCUUCUUGAAGAUGCAAGUCGAUAUCUGUAAGAAGACAUUCGAGGAAAUGGAUGAAGGUGCGGUUUUCGAAAAACCUAACAUUUAUUGCCAUUUUGCUGGAGGCAUUGGAGAGCCCAAAUAUAUGCCGAUAGAGACAUGGGAGCAACUGAAUAAACUUCUCCUUGAAGCAAUGGCAAGUUACAACGAUCUUAUAGCUGCUAUGAAUUUGGUGUUAUUUGAGGACGCAAUGAUGCACAUAUGUAGAAUAAAUCGGAUUCUGGAAAGUCCAAGAGGCAGUGCCCUUUUGGUUGGUGUUGGUGGCUCAGGAAAACAGUCACUAUCACGUUUAGCGGCUUUUAUAUCUAGUUUGGAAGUUUCACAAAUUCAACUAAAGAAAGGAUAUGGUGUCGCUGAUCUUAAGAAUGAAUUGAAUGGAUUAUACAUUAAGACUGGGCUUAAAAAUGUUGGUAUUAUGUUUUUAAUGACUGAUGCUCAAGUCGCCAAUGAACAAUUUUUGGUGCUUAUUAACGACCUUUUAGCAUCCGGUGAGGUCGCCGAUUUAUUUCCCGAUGACGAGAUUGAAAAUAUAAUAGCAGGAGUGAGAAAUGAAGUCAAAGGCGCUGGAUUACCAGACACAAGGGAAGUGUGUUGGAAGUUUUUCAUCGAUAGAGUACGAAAGCAACUGAAAGUGGUUUUGUGCUUUUCUCCGGUCGGUUCUACGUUGAGAGUAAGAUCUCGAAAAUUCCCCGCAUUGAUAAAUUGUACUUCCAUCAAUUGGUUCCAUGAAUGGCCACAAGAGGCGCUUGUGUCCGUGGCUAUGAAUUUCUUGGAAGCGUUACAUGUUUUACCAGUUUCUCUGAAAGAUUCGGUAGCCCGGUUUAUGGCGUAUGUUCAUACUUCUGUGAAUACAGUAUCUAAGUCUUAUUUAGCAAAUGAAAGAAGGUAUAACUACACAACUCCUAAGAGUUACUUGGAGCAAAUUAGUUUAUAUGCAAAACUGAUAAAUAAUAAAACUAGCGAGUUACAAGCAAAAAUUGUUAGGUUGGAAAACGGUUUAGAAAAACUUCGAUGUACUGCGGUUCAAGUAGAUGACCUUAAAGCUAAACUAGCUGUUCAAGAGAUAGAGCUACAACAAAAGAAUGAAGCUGCAGACAAACUCAUUGAAAUGGUUGGAAUUGAGACUGCUAAGGUCCAAAGCGAGAAAGCUCUAGCUGAUGAGGAGGAAGAAAAAGUGGCAGUUAUAACUGAGGAAGUAUCUAAGAAACAGAAGGAUUGUGAAGAGGAUCUUAUCAAGGCUGAACCAGCUCUAAUUGCUGCUCAAGAAGCUUUGAAUACUUUAAACAAAGCUAAUCUUACCGAACUCAAAUCAUUUGGGUCGCCACCUGGAGCGGUCACUAACGUAACUGCGGCUGUCAUGGUAUUAAUGGCUCCUGGAGGGAAAAUACCAAAGGAUAGAAGCUGGAAAUCUGCUAAGAUUGUAAUGGCAAAAGUCGAUGUCUUUUUAGAGUCUCUCAUAAAUUAUGACAAGGAGAAUAUUCAUCCCGAUGUCAUUAAAGCUAUUCAACCUUAUCUAAAAGAUGCCGAAUUUGAACCUGAGUUUGUUAGAUCAAAAUCUGCCGCUGCAGCUGGUCUCUGCGCUUGGGUAAUAAAUAUAAUCAAGUUUUUUGAAGUAUUUUGUGACGUUGAGCCAAAAAGAAAAGCUUUACAGGCAGCAAAUGCUGAGUUAGCUGCGGCUGUGGAAAAACUUAAAUCUAUUAAAGCAAAAGUUGCUUCUCUUGAAGAGUUGCUCGCAACUCUUACGGCGGACUUUGAAAAAGCAACAUCGGAGAAGAUGAAAUGCCAGAGGGAGGCAGACGCCACUAACCAGACUAUUCAACUUGCUAACAGACUUGUGAACGGCCUUGCUAGCGAAAAUGUGCGUUGGGCCGAAUCUGUGUCUAAUUUCAUGCAGCAGAAUACUACACUCCCUGGCGAUGUGCUGUUAGUGUGCGCAUUUAUAUCCUACGUGGGAUGUUUCACUAAACAAUAUAGGUUGGACCUUAUGCACAAGCAGUGGCUAGUGUUUUUAAAGACUCUAGAGCCACCGAUUCCAAUAACGGAUGGCCUGGAUCCUUUAACAAUGCUAACAGAUGAUACAUGUAUAGCUAUGUGGCAAAAUGAGGGACUGCCAUCUGACCGAAUGAGCACUGAAAAUGCCACCAUUUUGUCCAACUCAGACCGUUGGCCUUUGAUGAUUGACCCACAGUUACAAGGUGUAAAAUGGAUCAAACAGAAAUAUGGUGAACAACUGCAAGUAAUACGCCUAGGUCAAAAGGGGUACUUAGAAGCUAUAGAGAAAGCUAUAAUAAAAGGAAACACAGUUCUCUUUGAGAAUAUUGGUGAAACUGUUGAUCCUGUACUUGACCCUCUGUUAGGAAGAACCCUUAUAAAGAAGGGGAAGGCCAUUAAAAUCGGAGACAAAGAAGUAGAAUACAGUUCAAGUUUCAGGCUUAUCCUGCAUACCAAAUUAGCUAAUCCUCAUUAUAAACCAGAAAUGCAGGCACAAACAACUUUGGUCAAUUUUACCGUUACGAGAGAUGGAUUAGAAGAUCAGCUACUAGCAGAAGUAGUUAAAGCUGAAAGACCUGACCUUGAAGAAUUGAAAGCAGAAUUAACGAAGCAGCAAAACGAGUUCAAGAUUCAACUUAAGGAAUUAGAGGAUGAUUUAUUAUCUAGGUUAUCAUCAGCAGGGGAAAACAUAUUAGGUGACACCGCAUUGGUGGAAAAUUUGGAGACUACUAAAAAGACCGCAGCUGAUAUUGAAAGAAAGGUGGCUGAAGCUAAAAUAACAUCUCAACAAAUUGACAAAGCUCGAGAAUUUUAUAGACCUGCUGCAGCCAGAGCUUCUUUGUUGUACUUCAUUCUGAAUGAUUUGAAUACAAUAAAUCCUAUAUACCAAUUCUCCCUCAAGGCUUUUAGUGUUGUGUUUCAAAAGGCUAUUUCGAGAGCUGUACCAGCAGAUGAAGUAAAUCAAAGAAUAAAAAAUCUAAUUGACUGCAUUAGUUACUCAGUCUUCCAAUACACAUCAAGAGGUUUAUUUGAAUGCGAUAAACUCAUUUUUGCAUCCCAAAUGACAUUCCAGGUACUUCUAAUGAGUGAAGAGAUAUCACCGGCUGAAUUAGAUUUCUUCCUCCGAUUCCCAGUUAAACCUCAUGUGACAAGUCCCGUUGAUUUCCUUUCAAAUAACAGCUGGGGUGGCAUUUGUUCUCUAGCGAGUAAAGAUGAAUUUAGAAACUUGGACCGCGACAUCGAAACUUCGCAGAAAAGGUGGAAGAAAAUCGUAGAAAUGGAGUGCCCAGAAAGAGAAAAAUUCCCUCAGGAAUGGAAAAACAAAACUGCGCUGCAGAGACUAUGUAUGUUUCGAGCAUUACGUCCCGAUCGCAUGACGUAUGCAGUUGCAGCGUAUAUUGAAGAAAAGAUGGGUUCAAAAUAUGUAGAGAAUCGAACUGUGGAGUUCAGUAAAUCUUUUGAGGAGACUAGUCCCACUACCCCGAUAUUCUUCAUACUGUCACCGGGUGUGAAUCCCUUAAAAGACGUGGAAGCGUUGGGAAAAGUAAUGGGAUUCACUUCGGACACUGGUAACUUCCACAAUGUGUCUUUAGGGCAAGGUCAAGAAAUUGUGGCCGAGCAGGCAAUGGAUGUAGCCAUCACUCAAGGGCAUUGGGUAGUCUUACAGAAUAUUCAUCUUGUAAAGAAAUGGUUACCCAGUCUGGAGAAAAAAAUGGAAAGUUUUGCUACUGGCACCCAUAAACAGUUCCGGCUAUUCAUGUCAGCAGAGCCAGCCGCUACUCCUGCUGCGCAUAUUAUACCACAAGGUAUUUUGGAAUCGAGUAUUAAAAUUACCAAUGAACCACCUACUGGAAUGCAGGCUAACAUCCACAAAGCACUUGAUAAUUUCAACCAAGAGACACUCGAGAUGUGUGGAAAGGAGGCGGAAUUCAAAGCUAUUUUGUUUGCUUUAUGUUACUUCCAUGCGGUUGUUGCUGAAAGAAGAAAAUUUGGUCCACAAGGAUGGAAUAAAAUUUACCCGUUUAAUGUUGGUGACUUAACAAUAAGCGUGUUCGUAUUGUACAAUUAUCUAGAAGCGAAUUCUAGAGUGCCUUGGGAAGAUCUUAGGUACCUCUUUGGAGAAAUUAUGUAUGGAGGUCAUAUUACCGACGACUGGGACCGUAGAUUGUGCAAUGCUUAUUUAGAAGAAUUGAUGCAGCCUGAUCUCGUUGAUGGUGAAUUGCAACUAGCUCCUGGUUUCCCAGCACCGCCUAAUACAGAUUAUUGUGGUUAUCAUCAAUACAUAGAAGAUGCAAUGCCGCCGGAGUCUCCAUAUUUGUAUGGCCUGCAUCCUAAUGCUGAGAUAGGAUUUCUUACUACUACUUCUGAGAACCUGUUCAGAACUAUAUUCGAGAUGCAACCGAGAGACGCUCAGGCAUCUGGCGCGGCUACUGUGACUAGGGAGGAUAAGGUAAAACAAAUGGUUGAUGAAAUAAUGGAGAAGUUACCCGAGGAAUUCAACAUGGUGGAGAUAAUGGGAAAGGUUGAAGAAAGGACGCCAUACGUGAUAGUGGCUUUCCAAGAAUGUGAACGAAUGAAUUACCUAACUGGAGAGAUGAAAAGAUCACUUAGGGAGUUGGAUUUAGGACUUAAGGGUGAGCUUACAAUUACUUCAGAUAUGGAGGAGUUAGAGAACGCAUUAUUUUUAGAUCAAGUACCAGUUAUUUGGUCUAGCAGAGCAUAUCCGUCUUUAUUAGGUCUAUCAGCGUGGUUUGUAGACUUGCUUCUUCGACUAAGAGAGUUAGAAACGUGGGCUACAGACUUCGUUUUACCAGCUUCAGUUUGGUUAGCUGGUUUCUUUAACCCUCAAAGUCUUUUGACUGCAAUAAUGCAAAGUACAGCACGACGAUAUGAAUUGCCUUUGGAUAAAAUGUGUCUCCAAUGCGAUGUAACUAAGAAAAUGAAAGAAGAGUUCACGAACGCUCCGAAAGAUGGAGCUUUUGUCCAUGGUCUCCUGAUGGAAGGUGCUAGGUGGGACGUCCAAGCUGGGAUCAUUAUGGAUUCGAGAUUGAAAGACUUGUUCCCUCCGAUGCCGGUCAUCAAUGUUCGGGCAAUAACUCAAGACAAGCAGGAUCUGCGUAACAUGUACGAGUGCCCGGUCUACAAGACCCGCACUCGCGGACCAACCUACGUAUGGACCUUCAACCUGAAAACUAAAGACAAGCCGGCCAAGUGGACCCUCGCAGGAGUAGCUCUGCUACUGCAGAUUUAG